Planococcus citri (citrus mealybug) is the source of this 2445-nucleotide messenger RNA. It is a transcript of the gene Hpr1, whose product is annotated as THO complex 1-like protein Hpr1. Gene Ontology annotation, cellular component: THO complex part of transcription export complex. Gene Ontology annotation, biological process: regulation of DNA-templated transcription elongation; signal transduction; mRNA export from nucleus. Gene Ontology annotation, molecular function: protein binding. The record is from RefSeq and is a predicted model, not a curated record. NCBI's taxonomy places the organism in Eukaryota, Metazoa, Arthropoda, Insecta, Hemiptera, Pseudococcidae. The transcript has 14 exons. The coding region runs from base 290 to 2278 and encodes 662 amino acids.
GUUUGAAUGCUCUUCAAAAUGCAAUAGAGAGAAAAAAAUUGAAAAUUGGCAGGUCUUUCUACCAGAAAGUAGUACUGGAAUAAGCCCCCUUUUCAAAAUUUCGAAUGAAAAAUUGAUAACAGUAUCAUUUUUUGUUUGCGAAAAUGCGAAAUGUCGAGUAAAUUUUGCUUCCCACGCCGGUAAAAGUGAAAAAUAAUUAAAUAAAUUGUAAUUAUUGGUCCUAAACGAAUGAGAUAGUGAUUUCUGCAUUCUGCAUAGAUCAUUGAUGCUAUAAAUCAUAACUUCAUCCAUGGCCGCCACACACGAAUUAUCACUGACCUCAACUAAAAAUGAGUUGAUUAAUCUAUUCAAAGGGUCGAACUUCGAAAACCCCAGUGAAAUAACCAGCAAAAUACCCGCAUUAUCCCCUAAAAAUGCCGAAUGCAAAUCAUUGAUUGAUCAAAUAUUCAGAGAAUAUUUAUUACCAUUGAUAUCCAACUGUGACGUGGAGAUGUUAAAGAAAUACAUACGUUAUAAUAUCGAAGCUUGCAGAUUAGAUCUUUGCACAUCCAGUACGCCUGUGGUUCUGCUGGGAGAUGUUUUCGAUAUGUCAACUUUGGAUUUCUGUGAAAACUUAUUCACAUUUGUUGAGACCAACGUUAAUGUAUGGAAAGAAGAUCUCUUUUUUGGACCCUGUAAAAAUAAUUUACUACGGAUGUGCAACGAUUUGCUCAGGCGUCUAUCGCGAUCCCAAAAUACUGUAUUCUGUGGUAGAAUUCUUUUAUUCUUAGCUCAAUUUUUUCCAUUCUCUGAAAGAUCUGGGCUGAACAUUGUGAGUGAAUUCAACGUGGAGAAUAUUACUGAUUAUAGCAACGAUGGAGAUUUGGAAUCUCUUAGCGUGGAAGAGAGUAGCGAUUCAAAUGACACGAAGGUCGUUGUAGACUACGCUUUGUACUCCAAGUUCUGGUUUUUACAGAAUUUCUUUCGAUGUCCUAAUGAUUUAUACAUUCCUCAGAAAUGGUUAAUGUUUUCUACGCAUAGUAAAUAUGUCCUGAAUACGUUGAAACACUAUAAACUAGAUGGCAUGUCAGCAAAAUCCAGUGUUUCAAGUUUACUUCAAGAAAAUGAAAAUGAACACCGAUACUUUGCUAAAUUUCUGACCAAUCAGAAGUUAUUGGAGUUGCAAUUGAGUGACUCGAAUUUUCGACGCUAUGUAUUGGUUCAGUUUUUAAUUCUGUUCCAGUACUUGACAUCAACAGUGAAAUCUAAACCAGAGAAUUGCAAAUUGAAACCAGAUCAAGUUGAAUGGAUUGAGAAAACUACCGUCAUUGUGUAUGAUCUCAUAAAAGAAACGCCUCCUGAUGGUCCUGAAUUUUCGGAAAUCGUCAAGAAAAUCCUUCUGCGAGAAGAACGUUGGAAUAAUUGGAAGAAUGAAAGCUGUCCCGAAAUCAAGAAACCUAAUACUGCUUUUUUGAAUUUCGAUCACUCAGAAAAACCUCGCGAAAAAUUUGUCGGUGAUUUAUUAAGAGAUGCCUGUGCUCAAAAGAAGUAUUUUAUGGGAAAUCCUAGAAUGACCAGACUUUGGAAUCAUAAACCAGAUAAUAUGGCAGCGUGUAGAAGUAAAGAACGUGAAUUCCUACCCUCGCUUGAAAAUUAUUUCGAAGCAGCAAUUAUGGAAUCGGAUCCUGCCGCCAUGAUAGAAACUCAAUACAAGAAAGUGAGCGAUAUAGAUUUUGCGUGGCGAGGCUUACGUUUAUUAUCUCAAAAAUGUCCAUACUUUUUCGCUCAAAGUAAUAAUCCCAUUUCCAAAAUGUCUGAUUUCUUGGAAAAUAUGCUGAAUAAAAUUUCCAAAGAUAAACCUACCUUGCCUGGAACUGCGGAGGAAAAAUCAAAAGAUUUCACCGACGUUGAAAGUCAGGAUGUGAUUAUAAAUACAGACGGCGGUGAAGAAGCAGAAGUAGCUAACGAAGAAUCCCAUAGUCAAGAAGAACCAAUGGAAGAAGAAAGUAAUGAGAAGACACCUCCAACUAAAGAAAUAUUGCAUCAAAUUUCAAAAGUCGUUACAUCAAAGUGGCAAGAGCUAGCUUUGAAAUUGGGUUAUACGAGAGAUGAGAUUGAGUUCUUUGCGGAGAGACCGGGAGAUGAUGGAGAGAAACGAUCUGAGCAAGGUCUUGCCGAAUAUGUACUGACAAUAUGGUCCGAAGACGAUGACGAUCCAAGCGCUGAAAAUUUAUCUUCCAUUUUAGAAAGUUUAGAAAUGACAGAAGCGCUGAAUAUUCUGAAAUCGGCUGCUAAAUAGCGACAAUUAUUGCUAAAUUAUGAUUUUAUACAUUUUUUUGUAAUUCGAAGAUUUGUGGAUUUUUUUGUAUAAUAAUUGCAGUUUUUUACUCUUGAAUUGAGUGCAUUUUUCGUAAGUAAUAGGUAUAUGUGAUGAUUUACUCAAUAAAAUGUAAUACGUACAUGAAA